Molecule: messenger RNA, 1845 nt
Organism: Homarus americanus (American lobster)
Lineage: Eukaryota; Metazoa; Arthropoda; Malacostraca; Decapoda; Nephropidae
Exons: 6
Coding region: 500-1585 (361 amino acids)
Source: RefSeq, a predicted model, not a curated record
GCACUCGCGAGCGGUGGACUGCCUAGACGCGCCAGGUGUAACCCGGUCACGUUGUUGCCUCUGAUACGCUUCCCCCGACCUCCGCCACUUUGCUUCUGCUACUCCUGCUGCUGCUACUGAUGGCUCACACGGGCGGAGCUUCUAUGACUUGAGAUUAAUAUACUGUCAUAAAAGUUACUCUGGGUAUAUGGAUACAAAAAAGUAGUCGGUUGCUGUUUACUAGAUCUUAACUGUAAGGAAGAGUGGUAGUGCCUCUUUUGUAAACUGCACUACAAACUAUUACUCAAGUUUCGGUUAAUGUUUUUAUGUCUGCAUUAUGCAAUAAACGUCCGCUAGUGAUUACAAAUAGAGGCACAACAUUGCUGCAGGAGGCGUUGCGAGUUUGAAGGUAUAUCAGAGAGGAAGAACUGAAAAGUAUCGUACGAGAGAGACAGACAACAACCUGCAGGGACAGCUCAGCCCUCUCCCCCUACCUCGCGCAAGGAAAACUCAUCUGACGAUGCUCCUGUCCGCCAUCCUACCCUUCCUCCUAGUGGCGGUGGUACCUCCUCCUUCUUCCUUAGCCAUCCUGCUCCCUCCUGAAGGCAACGACUACCCUCUGUACGACUUCCCCUCCGUACAGUAUCUCCCACACAACUCCCUGGUCGAGUACCAGGACCCGCGUCUUGACGACGACCAGAGAAUGGAAGUUGCCACGAGGUCCACCUACCUCCCUGUCCCUAAUUCAGAUUCCUCCUCCUCUUCAUCAUCAUCCUCGUCUAUAUAUCCACAGUCGUCAUCCUCCUCCUCUUCUCCUUCUCUCACAUGUACUGCAGAAGACAUAGCAAGUAUACUAAACAUGGAGGACUUGGACAAAGUGAUAAGGAUUGUGUCGAAGCUGGAGGGGAAGAGCGUUAAGGAGAUCCUACUCAAGCUGGCUAUCAAGCACGGCCUACACCUCAAGGAUAAGGAAAUACACCACCAGAAGAAGCCUCUGCUAGACUUUGCGGCUGGUCGUGUGGGGUCGUUGCCGCCCCCUUCCCCGGACGCGCUACGCAACUUUCAGUUCCAGGGGGUGGCUGCGUCCCCCCAGGGCCCACUCCUGCACCUCCGACGCCCCCCCAACGGCCUGGACACACCCCUUGGCGGCCGCUGGCAACCCCUCGGUGAAGACGAGCAAUUGUUUGACCCAUUGGCCAUAGAGGUACCGGCCGUCUCGCCACGUGGGCUGCCCGUGUCAUCGCUGCCACGGGCGCUGCUUGUUGUGGUGGACGCCUCCAGAAGUGAAGUGGCACGAACCCCGGUUGACCUGGGACCCCGCAUGGCCCUCCUUGAUGUCCUGAAAGAGGCCAAGUCAGUCUACGCUCUCAAAAAUGGCCCUUAUCUGCAAAACCCCUUCGCUAUCAAAGCGCGGCGGAUGCAGUCAGAGAUGUGUCUUGGACUACAGUCUGUGGGCCACGUGAAGGCCUCGCCCACCUCGGCCAUCUUCAUCUCGGUUACCAGGACACGACCUCUAGAAGAGGUGGUGUGGGACUCCACCUGUCUGCCUCGCGCCUCUGAGCUCCUGGUGCGCUCAGGCGACGUUAUCAUCCUGUCACCACGUUGAUUCACCCCGCUGCCUGACGCAAGACUCAACACACCCAGCCGUGGGAGGGGUACUAAGGGAAACCUGAUAUAUCUAGGCCAUCGAGGGUAAAACACUCCAGUGGAUAUGAUUAUUUUUAUCCUGUUGUAUCAUACAUUAAGUGUUCCCCUUACAGGAUAGACUGAUGAUGAUGACUCGAGCAUUUUGGUCUGUAAUUUGACACACUGUUUACUUCCAGGUUUUGUAAAUUGUAUGACAAAUUAUAUCAUGCUUAACAGUGA